Melanaphis sacchari is the source of this 1382-nucleotide messenger RNA. RefSeq lists its product as uncharacterized. Bases 555 to 1034 code for a protein of 159 amino acids. The record is from RefSeq and is a predicted model, not a curated record. The transcript is spliced from 4 exons. Lineage: Eukaryota; Metazoa; Arthropoda; Insecta; Hemiptera; Aphididae.
UUUUUUUUUUUUUUAUAUUUCUCUUGAAGUUAUUUUUUCUUCCACUGUCUACGUCUCGUCGGUGCUCUUUCAAAUACAGACGCAUCACAGAGUUUGUUUGACCAUCUAACGAGUCAAAACACACGCGAGUUUUCGAAUAUUAAACAGGUCUUUUUCGUCCAUCUUCGCAAUAUGUCUGCAGUAUAACUCAUCGCAAAAAUGUUUACGUGAUUUUAUUAUUUGUUCGCUAAUAAGUUACUAUGAAUACAUUUACACGAGCUAUUCUGAGAGGAUUACAUCACACCAAUAACCACGUAUAACAAGUCGAAACCCGCAAUACGGGUUGGCCACUGAAGAAUGUCGUUAGUCAUAUCGUUUUAAAAAAUAUCAGCUGAAAUAAAAAUUUUAAAAUCAAGUGAAAUCAUAAUUUUCUUCCGGACUAGAAUUCAAUAUUGUUUAGACUUAUAAAUAAUUCGAUGAGUACAUAAUGUGCUGUACGUUUCAUACAUUUCAACAGCGUACUCGGUGAUGAGGUGUGCGGUACAAAAUCGUGUAAUAAAGUGUUCGUCAACACAAUGGUGGACACCAAUAGAGAUAACGAUAACAAUACAGCAAGCAAAGGCAUACUGAAACGGCGCAUUUUUGUUCGAAACGAUAAGCCGGCUCAGGCCACUUCAGCAAAACUUCAAGAAAGCGGUGACUGUUGUGUGGCGAAUUCGUGUAAACGAUACGUAACGUUCGACGAAAUGAUCACAGUUAAGAACGACAAGGACUUAGUGGUAAAAAAACCACUGAAGUUGGAACUUGUCAUCGACAACUGGAAGUCGAACAGUGUGGAAACACACACCGAAAAAAUUCGGCCUAAUUCCGGGAUUGUCAGACGUCUUGUCGACGAGUUCAACACUAUUGAAGAACCGUUAACCGAUAGUUCCAAAAUCGAAUCUACGUCGAUUAAGGAAGAUAAAGUUAAGGAAGACCAGCCAGUGAAAAGCUGUACAAAUAUCUCGCUCUGCGAAGUCUUGAGAACGGUCAACUUAACCACUGACGACCAGUAAACGGAAAAUGCUGUUUUCUAUUGAACAUAUAUUUCUGACAUUACUAGUCUUGACAAAAUAAACGUCUACAAAGUGCAUUUAUUAACGCCUUUAUCUAAUGAAAUAUGUUGAACAGGAAUAUAAUAACAUACCGUUAUAUGUAGGUUUCUUUCUACGAUCGGUCUCUAAACAUUAUAUAGCUAAUGAAUGUAAUAUUUCAUUCUUAUAUCAUUUUUGUAACGGGUGUAUUAUUUAUGCAUGAAUAUAUAUAUUUUUUUUAUUUUGUAGAAAGCGUCAUCAUCAAAGUUGAUUAACGGUAAACCUUUGCUACACGGUCGAUCCCAAUGCUCUGGCAGAGUAAACGAUCUA